Messenger RNA from Paramisgurnus dabryanus, 1317 nucleotides. The record is from RefSeq and is a predicted model, not a curated record. Lineage: Eukaryota; Metazoa; Chordata; Actinopteri; Cypriniformes; Cobitidae.
UUGAAUGCUAUUUAUACAUUGAACCUAUAAGAAACUGUGAUGUGCAAGUGAUGUGUUGUAAGAUUUUCGAUUUCGAACACAAAGGCACAUUUUCUCCAGUUUCUCAUUGGGGACUUCAGUGAUAGCUGCCCGCUGCUCUGUGUGUGUGUGUUUAGUACUCAUUAUAUUACCAUACAUUGGCAGUUACAUCAAUUUUACAAAUAUUUGUGGUCUUUCAGCUUCUUCACUGAACUGAAUUUCUAUUUGUUGUUCAUCUGAGAGUUCUGAACCAAAUUAGGAUGUUGACCACUGCAGCUUUUAUUCUCAUCAUCACCAGUAAAGUUGUCUUUGGACAGGAUGACAGAUGGGCUGAUGAAGGAGAAAUAUAUCCAUUGGAUAUGGCAGAGAAUUCAGUUGAUGACCAGUAUGUAAAUUGUACAAAGGAAAUGGAAACCCUGGUAAAGGAAAAGUAUCUAAAUCAUGAAAUCAAAGCUGACAAGGUUUUCGGAGAAGAAUGGAAAAAGGGGGAAAAAAAUUACUCUAAACCAAAAGAUAACUUGACAAUAAACAAUUUAAUUGCAAUUUUUGUGUACACUGGUAGAGCAUCUAAGCUAUUCAAUCCAGAUGUUUUAUUUGGUAAAGAAAAAUACCUAAUUGGUACAUUCGCUUGGUAUUCACUUCACUUUUUCUUGACACAAGCAAUACAGACUCUAAAAAUAACGAAAUGUACCUUAACAUAUCGUUGUACCAGAGAUAAAUUUAUUAAAACAAAUAAUGAGAUUCGUUUUGGCUUUUUUGCAUCCUCCUCUGUUCAUCCUCUUACAAAUGUAUUUGGAAAUGUAUCUUGUUUUGAAAUCAAGACUUGUUAUGGUGCUAAUGUGACAAAAUAUUCCCAGCAUCCUCAUGAGCAAGAGAUUCUGAUUCCCCCGUAUGAGAAGUUUAAUGUCACUGCUAUAAAGAAGGAAAACUGGUGUGAGACUGUAUUCGUAUUGAAGAGCACUGGAAUAGAAAGUAACUUAAAUUGUGCAAAAAAAAAGAGAAACCAGUAUAGAAGGAAAGGCACUGGCUUUCUGUUGUUCUAAGAAAGUAUUGCUGUUUUUAAAGGCUUCAAUCUGUUUUCCUCUUUUUUUAACAAACACAUUUCCACAGGGAUGAAUAUCUAGUAAAUUCAGAUGAUUUGAUUAUUAUAAAAUGAGAAGUGUUUCUAACUAUGCAAAAUCUUUUAAGGGCAGAAAUGCAGGCAACUGUGUAUUUUAGGAAAUUUUUUUUUAAAUAUAAAAGCUUCCAUUUUUAUUUAUUUAUCUCUGUAUUGUGUUGCUUUCUGUACUAACAUCUAAA